CCGCCUUCAGGACCGCCCACUCUUCCCCACAGCUGUGGAGGAGUUGAGUGACUGAGGCUGACUUUUCGCCGAGGCCUUUUUCAUUAAUCUUCAGCGAAGUAGGCCGGAAAACCGAGUGAAGUGGCGAACGGAGCAGCACUGCAGCCUUUUCUCUCACCAGCUGUGCUCGUCACUUCGUGAAGAUGAUGACCGACCCUGUUGACCCGUAUAUCUUCUCCUCUGACACGCUUCCCUCUGACCCCCGGUUCCUUCCUCCACUUGCCAAUGGGCAGCUGGGCUGGAGAGUGUUUGGGACAAUCAUGCACAUGGGUGGAAUUUAUAAUGGAGAGAAAGGAGCCUGUCACCGUGCAGAUAUACCGUGUCCACUGGCAGUCAAGAUGAGGACAGAGGAGGAGGGAACACACUCGUAUACUUUGGACACACACACUGGUAUAUUCACUCACUCUGUACUUACAUCUCAGGUGCAGGCGUCCCAGCUGUUUUAUGCACACCGACAGUAUCCCAACUUGCUGGUCAUGGAGGUGUUUCUGAAGCGCCAGAAGACCACUGAGGAACCCAUCACAGUCACUCUUGACAGUUCCUUCACCCCAUAUAGUGAUGACAUCACCUUCCAAGAUGCUCCUGAUUAUAAAGGAGGGAGGCACAUCUUUGGGCAGACUAAAUCCCCGGAGGUCCCUGGAGGUUUUAGUCCCAGCGUGCAUCUUAUCUGGACCCCGCUGACCUCCUCGGUCACUCUUCUGCCUGACCAGAGCCAGUCUCGCUGGGGCUUCCUGGUAGCAGCUGCAGAGAGCAGUGAGAGUGUCCAGGCUUGUUUUGACAUUGGCCUGGAGCUCUUUGAACAUGGUGACCUGCAGACUUCCCAUCUAAGGGCUUGGGCAGAACUGUGGCUGGGCAGUAGGGUGGAGCUGGCAGGACCAUUACCCUUGAGUCGAGCUGUUAUUGGCUGCAUGUUCUACCUCCUCAGUGCUUUUCCCUCACUCACAGAGGCACCAAGUCUUUUUGGGGGCGUCAGCCCUGGAGGACUGUCCAACGGGGGACAGGGGCAGGAUUACUGGGGACAUGUCUUCUGGGAUCAGGAUACAUGGAUCUAUCCCAGCAUUGCCCUUUUUUAUCCUAAACUGGCCAAAGCUGUCCUGGAUUACAGAGUGCGGACAAUAGAAGGUGCCAAAGCCAAUGCUGAGCAGCAGGGCUAUAAGGGCUUGAAGUUCCCAUGGGAGAGUGCUGUAUCUGGUCAGGAAGUCUGUCCAGAUGACAUUUACGGACAACAGGAGAUCCAUAUUAACGGAGACGUAAUUCUUGCUUUCCAGCAAUACCUCUACCUCACACAGGACCUUGAGAUGUUUAAAGAGGGGCGUGGCAGUGAAGUGGUUUGGGGCGUGGCUGAUUAUUGGGUAUCUCGAGUUACCUGGAAUCCUGAAGACCAGCACUACCAUAUCAGAGGCGUGAUGCCUCCUGAUGAAUACUACUACAAUGUUGACAACUCAGUGUACACAAACAGUGUGGCCAAAAACAGUCUGCAGUUUGCUGUGGAGUUGGCUGACCUGUUGCAGCAUCCUGCACCCCCAGAGUGGCAGGAGGUGGCUGAUAAACUUAAAAUCCCCUUUGAUCAAGAACUAAAAUACCACCCGGAAUUUGAUGGUUACAGAAAGGGAAGUCCAGUAAAGCAGGCGGACGCAGUGAUGCUAGGAUAUCCACUAGGUCUCUCUAUGAGCCCCGAGGUCAGACGGAAUGAUCUGGAAUGGUAUGAAGCAGUCACUGACCCACAUGGUCCUGCUAUGACCUGGGGGAUGUUUGCAGUGGGUUGGUUGGAGCUCAGCGAAGCUCAGAAAGCACAACAGCUUCUAGAUAAGUGCUUUCAGAAUAUCCAGGGUCCCUUCCAGGUGUGGAGUGAGUCGUCUGAUGGCUCUGGAGCGGUCAACUUCCUCACCGGUAUGGGUGGGUUUCUGCAGGCUUUUCUGUUUGGGUACACUGGCUUUAGGGUACAAAAGGACUGUCUGUGUUUUGCUCCUCUGAUUCCUGAUGAAUUGGCUGUGCUAAGUGUGAAAGGUGUGAACUACCUUGGUAAUAAGAUGGACUUGUUGGUGGAGAAACAAGAAGUCAGUGUUGCAGUGAGAAAGCAAGCAGAGGAUUCCGGGAGUGAGGAGCCGUGUCCUCUGGAGAUUGUUCUGGAAAGCUCUGGAAAGAUAAUACCUCUUAUACCAGGCCAGAAGGUGACCUUUCCACAGCAAGCUGGCAAGAUCAAAAAACAACGUUCAAGCUCAUACUGCUGGCCUCUCUGAUGAACCAGUCAUGAACCAGAGUGAUGCUGUAAACAUUGCAACCCUCAAAGAUUCAUUAAAUACAAUUAAGGAAUUA
Messenger RNA from Colossoma macropomum (tambaqui), 2355 nucleotides. It is a transcript of the gene pgghg, whose product is annotated as protein-glucosylgalactosylhydroxylysine glucosidase. Lineage: Eukaryota; Metazoa; Chordata; Actinopteri; Characiformes; Serrasalmidae. Gene Ontology annotation, biological process: carbohydrate metabolic process. Gene Ontology annotation, molecular function: catalytic activity. The record is from RefSeq and is a predicted model, not a curated record.